This is a messenger RNA of Trametes versicolor FP-101664 SS1, 1464 nucleotides long. RefSeq lists its product as uncharacterized. The record is from RefSeq and is a predicted model, not a curated record. Bases 1 to 1464 code for a protein of 487 amino acids. The transcript is spliced from 10 exons. Lineage: Eukaryota; Fungi; Basidiomycota; Agaricomycetes; Polyporales; Polyporaceae.
AUGUCUAAACUCAUCGAUGAUGUGUUCGAACGGAUGGCCGACACCGGGGCCAAGAUCACUAGGUGCUCCCGUGGAUGCAUCAUGAGCCACUUUCAGCAACUCAAAAGACAACGUCUCCUCAUCCGCGGGCCGGAUGGAGAGCUAGCACUCAGUGCUCGUUUCGCAGAAGUGGUCGAGCAGCUGUCGAAGGACCCCACGUUCACCGAGCACAGCCUGCUGAAGAACAAGGCGCUCAUCGACCUGAAGGUGUUUCGCGCAAAGAACACCACAAAGAAAGAGCUGUACGAUGAAAACGCGGAGCUGCAAGAGAAGCUCGACAUGUCGGAAGCGACCGUUGCGAGGCUUAACAAUAUCAUAGAAAGCUUCAGCACCACCGUAGAAGAACGCGACGCGGCUUGGCAGGAGCGUGACAAGGCCUUAGAGACGCUACGCAGCCUACGCGCAACGCUGCAAAUGACGCCGUCCAACGGCACCGGGAACGAGCACCAGCCCAUGGAGGUGGACACGGAUGAGGGUGCGCACUCGUCGGCCGCGACGCAGCACAGCGGACAUAGCUUACAACGGGUACCGACCAUGCCCAACUUCGCUGUUAACGAGCCGUUUACGCCGAGGCGCAAAUCCACGGCCCAGCUGCUGACGCCUCCUGCGACGGACGAUCGCGAGCCGACUCGGCGCCGGCUCGCGCGUACUUCCGCUUCGCUCUCGUAUCGCGACUUUGACGAGCAAGCCGAGGGACGCCCUAUGGACGCGUCUGGGCAGUCCGUGGCGCAUGGGGCCUCCAGCGAGGCGUCCGAGUCCCGCAUACAGCUCCAGGGCGCCACUAUUCUAUCAGCUGGGGCUGCUGACACUGGCGAGGAGUCGUUCGACGACAUCCAGCGGAGGCUGAGUAGAUUGGCGGACCAGACGGCUCGGAAGGAGCAUGAUCACAGCGUUAGGGAGGAAGACCUAAAGCAAAAAGUUGCAGUCGCCACACAGCGGGCUGUGAGUGCUGAGGAGCGAGCUUUGGGUGCUGAAGAGCGGGCUGCGGGUGCUGAAGAGCGGGCGGAAGCCGCUGAGCAAAGAGCGGCCGCCUCGGAUGCAGCGAAGGCAAUUUUGGAGGCUAAAUUGCUGGACGAUAUUGCACAGCACAACCUUCAGGUCGCCGACUACGAGCGGCGGCUCGAGCAGAGCAAGGCCGAGUGCCUUGAGCAGUCGCUGCUCACCCAAGAAGCGCGGGCGAAAGCCGCAUACAUGCGCCAGAACUGCGCCAUGCUCAACCGCCGGCUGGUGCAGGCAGUUGAGCAGAGCGGGAGCGUGUCCACGCUCGCGAACGUGCGCAUUGCAGAGCUCAGCGCGGAGGUUGUCAGCAGCCUCGAUAUGGUCUAUCAAGCUACGCACAAGGCGCAGGCUUUUGUGCAAGGGAUCGUGACGACUGCCACCUCCUUCGCACAGAACAUGACAAGCCAGUGGCCUGUGGCUUGGUAG